AUGGAUCCGUUUUCUUCUCUUAGCUUGGCGACGUCGGUUGUCCAAGUAAUCGAUUUCAGCUCAAAAUUACUCUCCGGCUCCUAUCAGAUUUACCACUCCGUCGAUGGCCAUACCGACGAUGACCGGGAGCUCAGCGAAAGGGCGGCCGUUCUUCGAAAACUGGCCUCGACCUUGACAAAGCGAACUGCACCAGCCACUACCGACAGGAUUUCAAAAACCGUUGAUGGUCUAGCUAUUGAGAAGGCCCUGGUGUCGACUGGUUUGGAUGUCCCGGCGCACGCUGCUGAUCCGCUCGCUGGGUCGCAGGGGGAAACAAAUGCCGCACAAGAUGGACAUACUUCUUCUAGAAAUCAUGAAAUGGGGGCGACUGAUACUGCAUUCCCUGGCGAAGGUCCCGGUGACGAAGCCAUGCCGGUUGGGUCAAAUAACACGCUUGGGAUUGAACAGGCGUACCGCAAGCUCCAGAAAUUGAGAUCCAGGAUGCAAUCGACCGCGGAUGCAUUCGUUCCCGAAGACGCACAACGCAGCGAGCAAGAAAAAGGCAUCCAAACAGUUGCGGCCGGGUGCAGCGAGAUGGCCAAGAAGAUCGAAAGCACAUUGGAGAAGCUCCGCGCAGACCCCAAGAAUCAGAAAUUUCGGACGCUCGUGAGCUUUCGGCAAGCCUUCCUCAGAACAUGGAGCGAGAAGAAGAUACAUGAGAUGGAAAAAGCGCUCGACAAGAAAAGGAGCGAUUUGAUCCUCCACUUGGUGGUGGUUAUGAGUGACCAGCAGUCUAGCGUUGUUAGAGAGCUCCGUACGUUGCGAGAGGUCAGCAAUCGUCUUGGGUCAGCAUAUACGGAGCACUUGGACAGCAUCACGAAAUCCUUCAAAUUGAUUCAAAGCCAGGCGGGGAAAGAGUCAGACUUGAGGCGGAAGAACCCGAAGGCUUAUUACCAAGAAAGCAACGACAAGGACGGCAACGAUGGGAAGACGUUCAAUCUAUUCAAUCUACAUAUAACUCCGCACAAGAAGUCACUGGAACAAGGUGAUAUCGUAAGCUACGAAGAGAGUGCACAGGACCUUCGCUACCUGGCUGAGGCUCUCUCGCUCCUGACCUCAACGGCGUCCAAGGUAGCAAUCGCCCAGAGGGUUCUCGCAGGUCUCCAUUACAAGACCAUGAUGAUGCGGAUGGAGAGUGUUGCCGAAGCAUAUGCGGACACUUAUGAGUGGAUAUUUAAGACACCGCGAGCAAGGGCUAAGAAAAACAUCAAGGUGUACUUUUACGAAUGGCUGUUGAAGAAAGAUGGGAUAUUCUGGGUAUCGGGCAAACCAGGCUCAGGAAAGUCGACUUUGAUGAAAUUUCUCUGCGACCACGCCCGAACCGAAGAAGCCUUGUUAGAGUGGGCAAAACCACUGGAUCCAGUCGUGUCGACGCAUUUCUUCUGGAGCUCGGGAACCGCCAUGCAGAAAUCACAGGAAGGCCUCUUCAAGUCCCUUCUGUACGAUGUGUUUAGAAAAUCACCUGAAAUUAUGAGAGCUGUCUGCCCUCAACGAUGGGCGGCAGGCAGAAGAGGAGAAGGCGAACUGGAACCUUGGACGAUAUCAGAGUUGCGCCGAACACUAGUUUCUCUUGCGAGGUGCUCUGGCCUACCAUACAAAUUCUGUUUCUUCAUUGAUGGGCUUGAUGAAUAUGAAGGUGACCAUUCGGAGAUGAUCACCGUUCUAAGAUCGUUGGCCACUUGCCCAAAUAUUAAGCUAUGCGUCUCAAGCAGGCCGUGGAAUGUCUUUGAAGAUGCUUUCGGCAACACUGAUACUAGGAAGCUAUACCUUCAACACCUGACCAACGACGAUAUACGGCUUUAUGUACGGAAGAAGCUCGAGGAGCAUCCAAAUUGGCAGGUUCUACCAGAGGAGCAUGAUAUCUAUCGCAGCAUAUUGACAGAAGUAACUACGAAAGCGCAGGGGGUGUUUCUGUGGGUGUAUCUCGUUAUCCGCUCGCUCUAUGAAGGCCUCACCAAUGGAGAUCCAUUGCGUGCAUUAGAACGAAGGAUCCGCAGAUUACCGGCGGACUUGGAGCCGUUCUUUAAGCAUAUGCUCAACUCUGUGGACUCAUUCUAUCAUGCGCAGAUGGUUCAAACCUUUCAAGUGGCACUGGGUUCACCUAGUCCGCUUCCUUUGAUGAUUUAUUGCUUCCUGGAUGAAGAAUACGAACAUCACAACUUCGCGCUUCACAUGCCUUUUAAGCAAAUGCCAAUGCUUGAGGUAGAGCGCCGACAAGCACAAUUGCGUAGACGGCUGAAUGGAAGAUGCAAGGGGCUUCUGGAGGUGCAUCAGAAUGGGGGUGAGGGCAAGCACUUGGGUUACCGUGUGGAUUUUCUUCACCGUACAGUCCGAGAUUUUCUUCGGACCAAGGAAAUGAGUGACUUUCUAAUGGAUACGGCCACGGAAGAUGGGCCAAACGCGCUGAUUUUCAAGACCUUUGUUCCGUUGAUCAAAUCGAUUCCCUGGGAGGAGAUGGAUAUGUCAGAAGAUGGCCCCUUGUCGAUCAUCUUAAUGGAUGCAAUGCACUACGCUUACAAGGCCGAACAGGAGUCCGGAAAAUCUCAAACGGAGCUCCUUGAGGACCUUUCUCGUGCACUGCGAUUCUAUGCUACUACAACGGGGAAGCCCAUUCCUUGGUAUAAAGGGUGCUAUUCGAGGUCUAAGAGUAUUCCUGGAUACCCCCCUUGUCAGACCUUCUUGGAAUUUGCGGUGCAGAAUGGGUUAUGUUUAUACGUAGAGGAGCAGCUUCGGCAAAAACGAGAGCCUCUUGACGUCAAACAGCCACUAUCGCUCUGCGCGGUCGCCCACCUACCCCCUUAUAAAAUAGAAGCACCAGACCUAGGCGAUAUGGUACGUCUUCUUCUCGACAUCCGGACGCCAGCUACGCUAGACUCGGUUGAUGACCUUUGGACCGCGUUCAUGUCGACUUGUGGAGAGAUUAAUGAUAAUCCGGACUAUUUCCCCAACAUUUCCAACAUGGUUAGGCACAGACAAGGAAUAACGGAACUGUUGUUGGCCCGUGGCGCCAACCCAGACACUCUCUCGCAUGACUCCAUCCCCGCCUGGUGGGACUUUCUCGUGAGCUGUGGAUGCCGGAAUAUUCCUUCUUCAGCAUAUCCGCACCUGCUCCAGACUCUCAAACUUGUCCUCCCGGCUGGCGUUCGUUUCUCUGGCCGAGGUUGGAGCGUGUCAGAUGCGAUAGAUCAAAUCAUGUUUGAUGGCUAUGAUGACUAUGUCGAGGUAGCGGAAAAUCCCGCCGCGCGACUUGAAUUUCUCUCGGAAAUUUGUUGUCUGGUGAUUUCGCACGGUUUCGAGUUAUCAGCAUCACAAAGAGAUAACUUAGAGCUAAAUUAUCCGGCUCGACUCGUUGCGUCAAUCUUUUCGACUAUAGAGGAGCAAACUUCCAAGGCCGAAACAAAGCCCCAGCGCAAAUACACUGAUUAUUUAAGUAUAUGGAAACUGGUAUCAUGGAUGAAAGGUGGAGGUUAG
Molecule: messenger RNA, 3510 nt
Organism: Clonostachys byssicola
Lineage: Eukaryota; Fungi; Ascomycota; Sordariomycetes; Hypocreales; Bionectriaceae
Source: the annotation of a GenBank genome assembly